UAUUGAAUUUCAAAUUGUUAACAACACGCGGAUUAAGAACUUUUUUUGAAGUAAAAAAGAAAACAUUUAGAAUUUUUUUUUUUUUAAGAAGAAGUGAUUUCGUCUAGAGAGAAAUUAAGCUAAACGGUUUAUAUAAAACUACUGUGAAAGAAAAAGGAUUAUUAAAGGAUUAAGCAAGAUUUGGAAUAUUAUUGAAAAUUUCUACAAAAAUUACAACAAGUUUUUGCAACAGCUGCUAUUACAAUGGAUUUGAUGCACCUUAUACCCUAUAUCACUCUCUUGCUCUGCCUGCUCUUUACCCUCAUCGCUGAAACUUCGGCUCGGGCAUUUACAGAUUUGGAUACAUUUAUUUCAACACCCGUUGAUAUUGAUGAUCGUUUCAAUGAUGAAUACUUUUCGAACUAUCAGACUCGUCCAGUAGCUCCCAAAGAUUCUCUAUUAAAUCGUCUAAGACGUGGUUACUACUACAUUGAUGAUGGCGAAAUAACACCCGUUAAUCCCACAGAUAUACAAACCGGCCGUAGACGUCAAGAUACUGGGGAUUCAAAUGAAUCGGAUCAGAAUGGUGUUAAAUAUACUCCCUUAGUGCGUUAUCAUCAGACACAUGCCAAACGCAAGAAGUUGUUUGUGCCCAAUUUCUUUGGUUAAAUGAUCGAUAUCCGAAAAAAAGCGAAUUUUUUGCAUUCCUGUUGUGCGGGAGUUAUAGAAAAGUUUCGGUUGCUUGUGAAAGAGAGUACAGACUGGGAAAAAUUGUUAUUGUAUAUAUACGUGUUAAUACUUAUUAUCAGUAUUUUUUAGUUUUUAAGCAAAUUAUUAAUUAAGUUAUAUUUUAGUUUUAUAAGAUUUUUAAAAAUUUUAAUUAUGUUUAACAAAAAAAAUCAUAUGUAGCUGGUUUACUUUACCAAGAAAAAAUGUUUAAAAUUAAGUA
Messenger RNA from Lucilia sericata (common green bottle fly), 928 nucleotides. RefSeq lists its product as uncharacterized. Lineage: Eukaryota; Metazoa; Arthropoda; Insecta; Diptera; Calliphoridae. The record is from RefSeq and is a predicted model, not a curated record. The transcript has 2 exons. Bases 244 to 648 code for a protein of 134 amino acids.